AUGACAAUCGAGCAAUUGAUACGAUUUUUCCAACGCAAACGCCCCUCCAGGGUCACCGACAUUAUCAUCAAUUUAGGCGCUGGACUCUUGUUUGUAGUGGCCAGAGUAUUACUUUUGGGAACCGUUUUGAACAUAUUUUACUUCUUCUACGACAACUACCGUAUCGUUGAUCUGCCGAAGACCUGUAUCUCCACUUGGUUUCUAUCGCUCCUACUAAUUGAGUUCGUGUACUAUUGGGUGCACCGGUCUCUCCACGAGAUCAACCUAUUCUGGGCCAGUCAUCAGUUCCAUCACAACGCAGUCGACAUAGACGUGUCCACAACACUGAGGGACACUCUCAUCGAUCUCGUCAUCUAUGAAUUUUUCCCGACACCACUAGCCCUGAUCAUCCCACCACCCAUACUACUGGUGCACAUGCAGUUCUCGCUCAUCUAUCAGGUAUGGCUGCACACGGAGGUGGUCACCCAUUUGGGACCACUGGAGUACAUAAUCAAUACGCCCCGUCAGCACCGGGUGCACCAUGGCAAGAAUCGCUACUGUAUUGACAAAAACUAUGGCGCACUCAUCAUGAUAUGGGACCGGGUGUUCGGCACAUACCAGGCCGAGGAGGAGAAGAUCACAUUCGGAACCACUACUGAGCCCUACAAGACAUACGACACGACCACUCUUCACUUCUACUACUAUUACGACACCGUUUGGCAUAAAUUCAAAGCAAUGGACAAUUGGAGCGACAAAAUGAAGGCAUUGUUUUAUGGGCCGGGAUGGGCACCGGGCAAACCCCGAACAGGACUUCUGACAGACAUACCCGAAGUAGACCCGUACACACCGGCCGAGCGCUACGACCCAUACAUCCCAUUCUGGCAGUUGUUUUACUGCAUGUCUCACGGCUUUCUGGUUGCCCUCGGCUUCUAUGUGGUCACUGAUCACCCAUUGAUCCGAUUCUCGCACUUAAACUCAUUGAUUAUCUUCUUCUAUGUUAUGCUUGCGUUGACCUCUUUUGGCACUAUCUUUGACCGAAGAUCGGUGGCGCCGUUAGUCGAAGUGAGCCGUUGUUUGCUAUACUUCCUGUUCGACACAUAUGUGAUCAGCUCAUGGAUGGACUCAUCGUUGGCGCCCCACUUGCGAGGACUCACCGAAUCAGUGUUGACGGUCGUGAGGGUCAUCCACUUCAUGUCAAUCGUGUUGUGGCUAAUGGUGUGGUUGAGUCGCACGAACCGACGCUGUAAAGAGACUUAUGACAAGCUGUCGCUCAUGAAAGAGGACAAGUAUAUCGACAACUAUACCAUCGACAAGAAUCGGACGGACAGCUGGCGGGUGGGACGCCGUAUGGCUUUCAUGGGGGGCGCCGUCUCAUCGUUUGUCAUACUAUUCAUGGUGUUUGCCCUCCGGUUUGACGAAUGCACUCAAUUCCUGAACCCCAUAAAAGUCGAGUUAUAA
Oppiella nova is the source of this 1437-nucleotide messenger RNA. NCBI's taxonomy places the organism in Eukaryota, Metazoa, Arthropoda, Arachnida, Sarcoptiformes, Oppiidae. The record is from the annotation of a GenBank genome assembly.